Choloepus didactylus (southern two-toed sloth) is the source of this 1902-nucleotide messenger RNA. RefSeq names its product alpha 1,3-galactosyltransferase 2 (gene A3GALT2). Gene Ontology annotation, molecular function: hexosyltransferase activity. The record is from RefSeq and is a predicted model, not a curated record. The transcript has 6 exons. Bases 128 to 1240 code for a protein of 370 amino acids. Lineage: Eukaryota; Metazoa; Chordata; Mammalia; Pilosa; Megalonychidae. Gene Ontology annotation, biological process: carbohydrate metabolic process. Gene Ontology annotation, cellular component: membrane.
ACUUCUGUAGGUGGUUCCUGAGGCCAAGGAGCUGGAGCUGCUUCGUCCAAGUCACCAGGAACCAGUCGUUUCUUCUCUGGCUCUGAACUAAGAGGGCUCUGGCAGGCUGUCCCACCAGCUUCUCCACAUGGCUUUCAAGGAGGGACUCCGGACCUGGAAGAGGCACUUUUGGCAGCUGAUCCUACUUGCCCUGGGCUUGGGCCUGCUCCUCUACAUGCUCCCUGCAGUCAGGCAUCCGGAAGUCCUCAUCCCUAUGGGCGUCUGUCCCUUGGCCACACUGCCCCUGCUGAGAGACAACUUCACGGGGCCCCUGCAUCUCUGGGCCCGGCCUGAGGUCCUCACCUGCACCUCCUGGGGGGCCCCCAUAAUUUGGGAUGGCACCUUCGACCCAGAUGUGGCUCAGCGAGAGACCGGACAGCAGAACCUCACCAUUGGGCCUAACUGUCUUUGCCAUAGGCAGGUACCUGGAGAAGUACUUGGCGCGCUUCCUGGGGACCGCAGAGGAGCACUUCAUGGUGGGCCAGCGAGUGGUGUACUACGUGUUCACCGAGCGCCCGGCCGCCGUGCCCCACGUGGCGCUGGGCCCGGGCCGCCGGCUGCGCGUGCAGCGCGUGGCCCGCGAGCGGCGCUGGCAGGACGUGUCCAUGAAGCGCAUGCACACGCUGCACGCGGCGCUGGGCGGGCGGCUGGGCCGCGAGGCGCACUUCGUGUUCUGCAUGGACGUGGACCAGCACUUCAGCGGCGCCUUCGGGCCCGAGACGCUGGCGGAGUCGGUGGCGCAGCUGCACGCCUGUCACUACCACUGGCCGCGGUGGCUGCUGCCCUUCGAGCGCGACGCGCGCUCGGCCGCUGUGCUGGCGCGGGGCGAGGGCGACUUCUACUACCACGCGGCGGUGUUCGGGGGCAGCGUGGCGGCGCUGCGCCGGCUGACCGCACACUGCGCGCGGGACCUGCAGCGGGACCGCGCGCGCGGCCUCGAGGCGCGCUGGCAGGACGAGAGCCACCUCAACAAGCUCUGAUGGCUGCACAAGCCCGCCAAGGUGCUGUCGCCCGAGUUCUGCUGGAUCCCGGAUCUCGGCCCACGGGCCGAGAUCCGCCAUCCGCGCUUGCUCUGGGCGCCCAAGAAGUACGCCUUGCUGCGCGACUAGCGACCCGCCGGGACGUCCAAAGAAACUCAAAGUCCACAAAACGCUAUUUCCUGGCUUCAGGGCUAGCCUCAGCCACAGUACCUGGGAGGUAAGUUUCUUCACCAUCUCUGCAUCCUCAGUGCAGAGAAACGCAGGCUCUGAGUGGGAGCGUGGAGCCACUGGGCUCUCCAGGAAGGGUGGUCACAGAGCCAAGGACAUAGGGAAGGUAACUUGGGAAAACUGAGGCCCUGAGAGGGUGGGAUUUCACUCUGGGUCUCCUGAAUCCUUUACGAGGUGUCCUCAUAGAGCUUGUGUUUCUAACAGCCUCCAUUGCUUCCAGAUAGGGAAGCAAUUCCUGGCCUAAUCCUGAUGGUUUUUACAAUCUGAAGUUCUACAAGCAGGUUCAAUUAUUGAUGACAGGAAAUAAGAGAUGUCUGGCCUUGCAAUAGUAAUUUGAAUUUUCCCAGUGCCUCUUAAGUAAAUUAGACUGGCAAACACCAAGAGGCCUUUUGGACUCUGAAUUAGAGAUGUGCCUAGAAACAGAUUAUGGUUUCAUGACUAGAGAGCCUGCACAUCCCCUCCUCUGGUGGGAAAAUGUUUGUCCUCUGAUUUACUCUGCAACGUUCCCUAAAGGCCACACACACCAGACUGGUUGAACCCUGGGCCACCAAAGACCUGACUACUAGCCAGGAAGAUCUGGUGCAAAUCUCAGCUCCUCUUCUAGCUCUGUAUGUGACUGUGGAUGAGUUCCUUAUCUUCGCUGGGCCUGUUUUCU